This is a messenger RNA of Caenorhabditis auriculariae, 5249 nucleotides long. NCBI's taxonomy places the organism in Eukaryota, Metazoa, Nematoda, Chromadorea, Rhabditida, Rhabditidae. The record is from the annotation of a GenBank genome assembly.
AUGUUGGGUCAGUUUUUAAACUUGUUUUUUUUUUUUGAAAAAGAAGCCUGAGUUACUGAGUGAUAUGUGAGAGUGAUGCACCAAAGCGAGCUUUCGAAGAAAAUUUGAAAAUAUGUGUCACGAUCCUCAAAACUUUUGAAACCUAUCUUUGCCCACUUUUGACAGGGAUUUUCGUACAAUGCAGUAUGUAACUUGUUCAACGUCACCACCGACGACGUCGUCGUCAAAGGAGAAUUUUCUGGCGACGUCAUCUGGCUGAUGCUCAACUACAACCUGACUUCGUGCGGUUCUUUAGAAGACAUUCAGAUGGUUUUAAGGAAUUCGUACCUUUCCAAGGUUAAGAAUUCAGAUCUGGUCAAAACCAUACUGUCAGACAAUCGUAUCGGGUGCGAUUGAGCCGAUGUUACAUUGGAAAAUCGACGUUGACGGCAACGAGUUCAGGUGGAUUCAAACGAUUCACAUCCACCGUUGAAGUUUUUUAAUGGUUUACAGUGCAAGGACAAUUUCCAACGGAACGCUUUCCUGUGGUGGUUAUCGUGUAUUCCCGCAAACUUCUUGCGCGGACGGGCUUCACAAAAAUGUUGACACACAGUAUAAACAGGCUGUUUGCGUAACAGAAUUUUACACAUUCCAAUAAACUUCGAAUAGAAAAAUUAAGAAAACUCCAGCCAAGGUAAACAGGUUGAACAGAAAAAAACUUUUUAAAAAAAUUGGAAGUUUAUGUAAAUAAAUAAAUAUAAGUAAAACUAAUCGGAGACCCCAUGCAGAACAAAUAAAUUUGAAACAUUGAAAAGUUUAUGAAUUUCCAGCCAAACGCUGGAAAAAGGCCAAAAAACGCCAUCAAUCGGUUGCUAGCCACCAAAGCAUUAUUUGAGAGCUUCUCACUUCUGAAAAAAUGGCGGCUCGUUAUUUAUUUUUAUUCCUUUUUUCGGAAAUUAUCCUUCAAGGUUGCGAUUCAUUCUCCUACAUCCGAUUCAAAGGAACUUACACUGGGGUCAAUGUUUCUGCACAAUUUUCUGAUAUAGGACCCGAAGACGACUGUAAAGCUUUGUGCGAGAAAAAAAAGAGGAUGUUGGGUUGGUUUUUAGUAAAUAUUUUUGAAUUCGAUAGUCCUACUGGUGUUAACGAAACUUCACAAUUUACAAACAUCGCAUCGGAAGAAGACUGUAAGAUGUUGUGUCAGAAGAAAAGAGGAUGUUGGGUCAGUUAUUAAACUUUUUUUUCUUGAAAAAAAGUCUAUGUUACUAAGUUACGUGCACCAAAGCGAACUUUAGAAGAAAAAUCGAAAAUAUAAGCCAGAGCCUUCAAAAUUUUUGAAGCCUAUCUUUGCCCACUUUUGACAGGGCUUCUCAUACAAUACAAUCUGUAACUUGUUCAACGCCACCACCGACGACGUCCUCGUCAAAGGGGAAUUUUCUGGCGACGUCAUCUGGCUGAUGCUCAACUACAACCUGACUUCGUGCGGUCCUUUGGAAGACGUCAAAAUGCUCUAGCGGAAUACUUACCAUUUCGAGGAUUGGAUAUUCAGAUAUUAUCCAAGCCAUACUGCCAGACAUUGGAAGAGGAGGCUGAGCCAAUGUUGCAUUGGAUAGUCGACGUCAAUGGCAACGAGUUCAGGUAAAUUUGAUAAUCAUACAUAAUUGAUUUUGGAACUGAUUUACAGUGCAAGGAAAGUUUCCAAUGACACUCUCUCAUGUGGCGGCCUUCGAAAAUACCCGCUUACAAGCUGCAUGGACGGAUUAUACAAAACUGCAGACAUGCAGUAUAAAGAACUCGUUUGCGUUACAGAGUUCUACACAUUCCAAUAAACUUCAAUAAAAAAAAACAAAAUCAAGCAAAGGUAAACAGAUUGAAAAGAAAAAACAAAUAAAAAUUCAUGUGAACAAAAAAUAAUAAAAAAUUGAACUAAUCGCCGAAAUUUUCUUAUUUUCUUUCCAAAGACUAAAAAAGGGCCAAAGAGGCCAUCAAGCGGUUGCUACCCACCAAAGCACUAUUUGAGUGCUUCUUGUUUUUAAGAAAAUGUUGGCCCGAUAUUUAUUUGUAUUCCUUGUCUUUGAAAUUAUCUUUCAAAGUUGUGAUUCAUUUUCCUACAUCCGUAUCAAAGGAACUUACACUGGAGUCAAUGUUUCUGCACAAUUCUCUGAUAUAGGAUCCGAAGACGACUGUAAAACUUUGUGCGAGAAAAAAAGAGGAUGUUGGGUUGGUUUUUAGUAAAUAUUUUUGAACUCGAUAGUUCUUCUAUGUUCGUCUCUUCCCAAUUCAAUUACGAUAUUUCCAUCAGGGCUUCUCGUAUAAAACAGUCUGUAACUUGUUCAACGCCACUACCGACAACGUCUCCGUAACCAGAAAAGAUUCUGGUGACGUCAUUUGGCUGAUUAUUAACUACAACUUGACGACUUGCGGUUCUUUGGAAGACGUCGAUAUGGUCUUGAGGAAUAUUUAUUUCUUUGAAGGUUGGAAUUUCAGAUCUUAUCCAAACCAUACUGUCAGACAUUGGAAGAAGAGGCUGAGCCAAUGUUGCAUUGGAUAGUCGACGUCAAUGGCAACGAGUUCAGGUAAAUUUAAUAAUAAUACAUAUUUGAUUUUUGAAACGUUUUACAGUGCAAGGACAUUUCCCAACGACACUCUCUUAUGUGGCGGCGUUCGAAAAUACCCGCUUACAAGUUGCAUGGACGGAUUAUACCAGAGUUUCAACUCACAAUAUAAACAACUCGUUUGCGUUACAGAAUUCUAUAAAUUUGAAUAAGCUUUUAAUUUACCCAUUGAAAUAAUGAACCUGAUAUUGAAGUUUUGUUUUUUUUUUUCCAUCUCGAUUAGAAAAAGAAACCAAAAGCGGCCGGCCUUUGCUGUCGCUAACCAUAAAACAUUUUUGGAAAACUUUUUCAGUUGUAAAACAUGCUGUCCAACUCCUUUCUCCUUAUUCUCCUUCUAGAGCUUGGCUUUCCAACUUGUCAUUCAUUCUUUUAUAUUCUGAUCAAGGGCUCUUAUACGGGUGUAUCCCCUGAGUAUCAAUAUCAGAACAUCAGUUCGGAAGACAAUUGUAAGACCUUGUGCCAGAAGAAAAGAGGAUGUUGGGUUGGUUUUUUAAAAAUGAAUUUGUUUGAUGAAAAAGGGUAUGAAUCCGAAAUGUAAAUUGCUUGAAAGAAAAAGCUUCAUUUGAUCCAUUCACCAUAAUUUAAAUAGAAUGAUUUCUCCACGUAUUUUCCUUCCUCGGCUAUGAUUUCGCGCUCUUAUGACCAUUCUAGUGGAAGAAAACAAAGCGGAGACAAAAAAAGCCAUGUUCCUAGAGCUCAAGACUGAAUAGCUCAUGGAAAAAUUAACAGACAUGUUAUCCAAAAGUCUGAAAAAGAUUUCUGGACGAAGGAACUUUUUCGGCUUUCCGAUUUCACCCUUCAUCCAGCCCCCAUUUUUAUCAGGGCUUCUCCUAUAGUACUACUUGUAACUUGUUCAACGCCACCACCGACAACGUCGUGGUCAAGAAGGAAGAUUCUGGUGACGUCAUCUGGCUGAUGCUCAACUACAACCUGACCUCGUGCGGCUCUCUGGAAGACAUCGAAAUGGUUCCAAGAAAGAGAAAACAUUUUGUUUAGGGAUUUCAGAUUUGGUCGAAACCUUACUGUCAAAGUCUAACGUGUGGAGUUUACAAGCCGGUUUUGCAGUGGAAAAUUUCCGUUGAAAAUGACAAGUUCAGGUAAGAUAAAUGAUUAAAAUCUAACGUAUCAAUUUUUUAGUGCAAUCACCUCUCCCAACGAAACAAUCUACUGUGGCGGCAUGUGUUUUUGGCCAAAAGAACCUUGCGAAUCAGGCUACAGAAUGAUCCCACAAAAGGGAUAUGCCGACGCUGCUUGUCUUCCGGAACCAAUUGUUGAGUUAUAAAAAAUGACCAAUGUCCAUGAAUAUUGCGAAAAUAAAGCUUCGCUAGUUGGAAUGGCUAUUUAAAGAUCCAUCAUAAAGGGACAAAGACCUUUCUGAUGCUCGAUGACGAUUUUCGGCAGGUUAUAAAUAAAAAAAAAGCAUUUCACGGUUGCUAACCAUCAGAGCAAUAUUUGAAACCGACAGGACAUGUUGGCUCGUUAUUCCCUUUUAUUUCUUCUUUCGGAAUAUUUUUUCCUGGGUUGCGAUUCAAAUUCGUUUGUCCUAAUCAGAGGAACCUACACGGGUGUAAGUUCCGAUUCGCAACAUCCGGAAAUCGGAUCUGAGGACGACUGUAAGACAUUUUGUCUGAAGAAAGCAGGAUGUUGGGUGAGUUUUUACGGAAAGAACUUUCUCAAACUGGUCUGAUCCUUAUACCAUUCGGUUCUUCAUGAAUUUCUGGGUCAAAUCGUCUUACUCAAAAGUCGGCAAGACCAAAACGCGCUGAUUACUACUUGUUUGAAGUUCUAAAAUAAAAUCAUAUCCUAUGUGAUAACAAAUAUGUCUCAAAAUUCGAAUUGACGAGUUCUAUUCGGUCCCAUUCAACGUUUAUAAGUUUCUGCUCCAAAUGGUUUCAUUCAAAGCUUUGUAGGACCAAAAUAAAUUUACUAAGUAAAGCUUGUUUCAUUCCAUUUCUACAAAAUAAUUGUGUUACGAUACAGGGCUUCUCAUACACAACCAUCUGUAACAUCUUCAACGCCACUGCCGACACCGUCGUGGUCAACAGAGACUAUUCUAGUGACAUCAUCUGGUUGAUGAUCAACUACAACAUUACGACGUGUACGUCACUGGAGGACGUCGAAAUGGUUUUUAUAACUGUCCUGCUUUUUCACACUUCUAAGUUCACAAAGAACUUGGAAAAUUUAAAAACUGGUCGGAACACUUCAGGUUCUCACAGACACAACUUGCACAGCUCAUUAGUUUUUGAAUGGGCGUAAAGGAUCCAAAUAGCGUGUUUAAACGGAUUUUGAUGCUUUUAUUUGACUUUGAGAUGUCCUUUCUCAGAACAUAAAACAUUGUGCAGUUUGAAAUCCAGGUGAUAAUCCAGGUGAAAGUCGGCUUUCACCUGGAUUAUCCGGCGAAUUCCCAACCAAAAACUCAAAUGAGCUUCCUUAUCAGACCUGGUCAAAAGCCUACUGUCAAAGUUUAACGUGUGGAGUCUACUUGCCAGUGGUGAGGUGGAAAAUUAUUGUUGACAACGACAAGUUCAGGUAGAUCUCUCUAUCAUUGAUAUGAUAAGUUUCGGUUUUAGAGCCGCUCGUACUGCUAACGGAAGCGUCUCCUGUGCUGGCGUAUGUUAUUCGGAGCAACAUCUUGCGAUGCAGGCUAUGCAGUAA